Molecule: messenger RNA, 3416 nt
Organism: Thalassophryne amazonica
Lineage: Eukaryota; Metazoa; Chordata; Actinopteri; Batrachoidiformes; Batrachoididae
Gene: ddx54
Product: DEAD (Asp-Glu-Ala-Asp) box polypeptide 54
Exons: 19
Coding region: 152-2815 (887 amino acids)
Cellular component (GO): nucleus
Molecular function (GO): RNA binding; ATP binding; RNA helicase activity
Source: RefSeq, a predicted model, not a curated record
GAGGGUUUAGUUCACACACGUGUUAAGAACAUGUCUGCUCACGGUGUAGUUAUAUUUUGACCUGAUAUAAAGUGUUUUAAGAGUAGUUUGAUGCUGUUUCGGUUCAUAAUAAUAAUCUAUAAUUGAUAGCAGCGUGUAAAAGCGCUACAGGAUGGCUCAGAGAAAGAAGAAACCGAUGAAGAAGAAAAGACACCCAGUCAGCAGAGAACCGGAGGCUGAUUCUGACGCCGGAGACUUUGAACUGGCUGCGGAAAUUAAGGACGAUGAUUAUCCAAAAAGGAAACUGCCACGGUUCCCCACGUCGUCGGACUGCCUGUCAGAUGUGGAACCCGACACCAGGGAGCUGGUCAGGGCCCAAAACAAGAAGAAAAAGAAGUCUGGGGGCUUUCAGUCAAUGGGUCUCAGUUUUCCCGUGUUUAAAGGGGUCAUGAAGAAGGGCUACAAAGUUCCUACUCCGAUCCAACGAAAGACAAUCCCAGUGAUUUUGGAUGGCAAAGAUGUAGUCGCCAUGGCUAGAACCGGUAGUGGUAAAACCGCUGCCUUCCUGGUGCCCAUGUUUGAAAAGCUCAAAGCUCCUCAAGCCUCAACAGGAGCACGAGCCCUCAUCCUGACCCCCACCAGAGAGUUGGCCCUUCAGACCAUGAAGUUUACCAAAGAGUUGGGAAAGUUCACUCGCCUCAAGACUGCCUUGAUUGUUGGUGGAGACAGUAUGGAUGAUCAGUUUGCCGCUCUCCAUGAAAACCCUGACAUAAUUAUCGGUACCCCGGGUCGUCUCAUGCACGUUAUCCAGGAGAUGAACCUGAAGCUGCAGAGUGUGGCGUACGUGGUGUUUGACGAGGCUGACAGGCUCUUUGAAAUGGGUUUCGCCGAGCAGCUUCAGGAGAUCAUCCGCAGACUUCCAGAGACCAGACAGACUCUGCUGUUCUCUGCUACGCUGCCAAAACUGCUGGUGGAGUUUGCUCGAGCUGGACUGACGGAACCCGUGCUAAUCCGUCUGGAUGUGGAUUCUAAGAUCAGCGACCAGAUCAAGUUGUCAUUCUUUCAUUUGCGUGUGGAUGACAAGUCGGCGCUGCUGCUCCACCUCCUGAGGAACGUGGUGAAGCCUCAGGAGCAGACGUUGGUCUUCGUUGCCACCAAACACCACGUUGAAUACCUCAAGGAGCUGUUAUCUUCAGAAGGCAUUGAGUGUGCCUACAUCUACAGUGCCCUCGAUCAGACAGCCAGGAAGAUCAACAUUGGGAAGUUUGUUCAUCGAAAAGCCAUGGUGCUCCUUGUAACUGACGUUGCAGCUCGUGGUAUAGACAUCCCCCUGCUGGACAAUGUGAUCAACUACAACUUUCCUUCCAAAGCCAAACUCUUCCUGCACAGAGUUGGCCGUGUUGGGCGCGCCGGGCGCAGUGGCACAGCCCACAGUAUGGUUUGUCCAGAUGAGAUGCCUUUUGUUUACGACCUUCACCUUUUCCUUGGGAGGCCUCUUCAGCUUGCCACACCUGAACACACAAAAGAUUCUGACAGCGUGUUUGGCCGCGUUCCUCAGAGUAUCCUGGAUGACGAAGGUUCUCAUUUGCUCACAUCCCACAACAACUCACUGGACCUUCAAAACUUGUACAGAGUCUCAGAGAACGCCUACAAGCAAUACCUAAAAUCCCGACCAAACCCUUCACCCGAGUCCAUCAGGCGGGUCAAAACCACAGACCUGUCCGUUAUAGCGGUCCACCCAUUACUAGGGUCAGGACUCGAGAAAACAGAACUGGAGCGCCUUCAAAUAGUCGACGCCAUCAAGGGCUACAAAUCGAAAUCGACCAUCUUUGAAAUCAAUUCCAGCAAUAAGACGGUGGCCAGUGAAGUCAUGCGGGUCAAGCGUUCCAAGGACACGCGGUUAGUUGAAAAAUUUACUAAACAGAGAGAAGACCUGGUGGCAGAGAGCAAGCUGCAGCGCCGCGCCACCACCGAACAGGCUUCCACCCUCAGCACAGGCACAGUGGAGGACAAUCCACAGGGGGUGUUUUCAAAGGUUGUAGGUGGGAAGAAGAGAGGCCUGCAGGAAGAUGGAGAAGCCCGACCGCUGAGCAAGAAAAGCCGACAGACAGGCAGAGAUGAGGAGUUCUACAUCCCCUACAGACCCAAAGACUUUAACUCUGAGAGAGGGUUAAGUCUGGGAGGAGAGGGCAGUAGUUUUGAGCAGCAGGCUUCUUCGGCUGUUCUGGACCUGAUGGGAGACGAGGGAGAGCAGUUCAGCCAGCACACAAAAAUGAUGAAAUGGGACCGCAAGAGGAAGCGUUUUGUGAGAGAGACAGGAAAUGAAGACCAAAAGAAGAAGAUAAAAACAGAGAGUGGUCAGGUGGUCAGCAGGAAAAGCCAAAAGAAGAAGUUCUAUGAGGAGUGGAAGAAAAAAUACAAGGUUGAGGACGGAGGAUCAGAUGAAGAAGCUGGAGGAGGGAGGAGGAGGGGUGCAGGAGGUAGGGGCGCGUCUUCAAUCUCAAAUUUAAAGUCACAUGUCAAACUAGCGCUAGCUGAUGUGGUCACAAAGCUAACGAGGUCACUUUUCUCAGGUCGCGGGCACGGCCGGCGAGGCCGUCCCUUCCAGAGCCCAGCAGGGUCCCAGCAGGCGCCCGAUGGUCGGCGAGUGCGCUCAGAGCUGAAGAGCAGCGCGCAGAUUCUGAAGCAGCGUAAAAAACAACAGAAACAGAAAUUCCUUCAGAGCGGCGGCUUUAAGAAGCUCCGCGCCAAAAACAAAAAGUGGCUCAGCGAAAUGAAGAAGUCCGGAUUUGGACGGGGCAGUCAAAAGAAAGGCAAGAUGAGGAAACGACUGUGAGGACAGACUACGAAUGCAGAAGGAUGCGAGUGUGAAAGUGUGAUGGUGAAAGGCACUCAUAAGGAACGACAAAUGACCGAUGCCAAUAUUCACCUGCAGGGUUUUCCGUCGCCUUUAACACUUUGAAAGACUAGAUGAGGAAAACGUUAUUAGACUUCACCUUAAUCUUGUUUCCUUUGGUGUGAAUAUUACUGAGUUUGCUUCUGUUGUCUGUAAACCUUUGAGUAUGGAAAAAUGUUUCUACCCAUUAAAUGAUCCCAAAAUACAAGAGACAAGUGUUUAUGAUGUCAUAUACAGCUCAGCACUACUGUGCACAGCUUUCCUGAAUGGAAAUGAAUUAUGUUUGCAGUUUAAAAGAAAAUUAGCCUUAUCAUGGAUAUUUUAAUUAAUAACUGUAAUCAGGCUGUAGACCUUCAUCCUGACUGCAGGUCCAGUUUAGACCAAAGGCUGGUGCUAAAAACUGUGCACAUCUACUGUUUGCUGUUCAACAGUGACUCCUACUGGGCUGAACUGGAAUAAACUUGCAACAUUUUAGAAGCUUUCUUGGUCAUCCAUUAUUAAACUUGAUCCCUAAAUCCAAUCAUUUUUGUUAUUAUUAUUA